UGGUGCGUUUUAGGAAGGUGUCGUUGCUUAAAAAACUAAAGCUCGUCCUUGAGAUGAACGUCGGUCCGCAUGCCAAUGUCAUAGUCGGCGACUCGGUCUACAAGUGCCAAGUUCUGCAACUUCUCGCCUACAGCACGCUCUUUAAAGACAACGUCCAGCGGAAAGAUUUGUUCAUAUUACCCGAAAAUCUGAUGAGCAAUGAGUGCUUUGAAAUGGUCUACGGCUGGAUGAUUAGUGAUCAGAUAUAUUGUCCCCGCAAACUGUUGCUGGAUCUGUUAGUCGCUGCAGAGCAUCUGCAGUGUCAGUCCUUGGCCGAGGUCGUUUAUAAGUACCUGGACGACCAGAAGCACUACUCGGAACUGAAAGCCUUCGCCUGCUUUUUGGAGGCCCAGCGCAAGGAUAUGAUCAAGAUGGCCGAUAUGAUGCUGUCCAGGGUGGGCAAGUCCUUCCUGGCUCUAGUGUGCAUGAAAGAGUUUUGGAAUAUGGAUAUCAACUGCUUGCGCUAUCUGCUCAGUUCAAAUAACCUGGCUGUGCAAUCCGAGAUUGAGGUUUUCUACUCAGCUCUGUACUGGCUACUGUCAAAGUUCCGGAGGCGCAAAGGGUACAUAGAAAAUGUUCUCAGCUUGGUAAGGUUUCAAAUGAUGCCACCCGGAUUUCUUCUUCUUUGGGCGCAAAAUCUGAAAAAUUUGCAGCCAGAACUUGCUGACCACAUAUGCGUCUGCAUUGGUAAUGCAAUGCUGAAACAAGAGGAACAUCAUGAGGGCAAAUUUGUGCCAGAAUUGCAUGGAAGGGAUAAUCGCAACUGGGUUCGGGAUUCCGAGUGUCCGUAUGAAUAUAUACUGGAUAGAAAAGGCUGCUACGAACUGACCGUUGAAGUAUUCCUAAGAUAUAUGCGGCGUAUUCGGAAAACUCCCGGUACAUUUCACAAUCGCUUAACUAUAGCCAAAGACUAUAAAGUCUUAUCUGCCAGGAAAGAUUAUUGCAUAUAUGUACCUUUGAGUUUCGAAGAGGACUCCCGUUGUUCCUUGGAAACGGAAAAUGAUAAUGAUGGCUUUGUUUUCGAAGACUAUUUCGAUUUCUCUGAUAGUGAUAUGAGCUCUGUUAAUUCUAGUGAAGAUACCUUAAGCAAUUUUAUGACCGAUUCCGAAGAAGAUAGCUCUUCAGAAGAAGAUACGUGUUUUCUCCAACAUUUAAGUUCCGAUACGAGUUUCGUCGAGAAUUCAGAAACUAAUUUCGAAGCGGGUUUCGUAACGGCUUCAGAAACUUAUUCCGAAACGAAUUGCGAAAGUACUUAUGAAUCGGAUUCUUCUCGGGAUUCUUCACGAGAUUCUUCUCAGGAUUCCUCUGAGCAUGCCCCACAGGACCCGUUCCAGGAUUUCUUUCGGGGUUCCUCCCAAGAAAGCUGCGGUGAUUCCGAUGAACCUAGUCCAUCUAUCGCUGAAUGCUUCUGCGCUGAUUCUGAAACAGAUUCCGCUAAAAGUUCCGAAGCAUCUUCCAACCCAGAUUGUAGAACAGAUUCCAACACAGAUUCUUCUGUAGAUCUUUCAUCCGAAAGCAAUAUUUAUAUACCCAACGUAAGCGAUAGUUCCUCAGAUUUUCAGCACGCAAGAAUUAGUUCUAUUGUUAGCCUAUCGGAUGAUUCGUUGGAGUUCUUUUAAAUAAAAACACAUUUCCGCUUA
Messenger RNA from Drosophila takahashii, 1679 nucleotides. RefSeq lists its product as uncharacterized. NCBI's taxonomy places the organism in Eukaryota, Metazoa, Arthropoda, Insecta, Diptera, Drosophilidae. The record is from RefSeq and is a predicted model, not a curated record.